Corythoichthys intestinalis (scribbled pipefish) is the source of this 2300-nucleotide messenger RNA. Its product is annotated as zinc finger protein OZF-like. Gene Ontology annotation, molecular function: DNA-binding transcription factor activity; RNA polymerase II cis-regulatory region sequence-specific DNA binding. NCBI's taxonomy places the organism in Eukaryota, Metazoa, Chordata, Actinopteri, Syngnathiformes, Syngnathidae. The record is from RefSeq and is a predicted model, not a curated record. Gene Ontology annotation, biological process: regulation of transcription by RNA polymerase II. The transcript is spliced from 3 exons. Bases 101 to 1645 code for a protein of 514 amino acids.
CUCGCCAUUUUUCCUCUUUUCUCGACGACGUGUCCAGCAUGAUGAUCUAAAAGAUCAUUAGCUAAUCUUCGUCUCAGCAUUCAGAAAUCAAGUGGGGAAAAUGUCCGUGAGACCGGAGGAACUUUGUGGAGUGAAAGAGGAGACCCGACGUCACCGACACUGGACUGAGUGCAAAUUGAUGCACGCUAAGGUUGUUCUUCACAGACUCGAAGAUCUAAAUGUCUGCCAAGCCCAUUAUCCUGAGCACCCGGAGUCUGCACGCAUCAAGGACGAGGAGGAAGAGUCGCCAUCCAUUAAGGAUGAGGAAGAGUUCGUCUCCAUUAAAGGUUUGAGAAGAUAUCUUGUUGCUGAGCGGCACGAGCCAGAAUCUCCUGGCAUUAAAGAGGAUGUUGAGCUCCCCCAAAUCAAAGAGGAGGAGGAGCCAGAGCCCUGUCAACAGAAGCAACUUCCAAUCAAAAAGGAAGAGGAAGAGCUGCCAUGUGUUAAAGAGGAGGAAGAGGAGGAGCAUAUCGCUAGGUCAAAUGGUGAGCCCUUGAAGAGUGAAGAUGGUCCGAAUGAGGCCCGCAGAGGGGCGGAGCCUCCAAGCGGCUGCAGCAGCAGCUCAACAGGAUUGCAGGCAGACAUUUCCAUCGCUCCAUCAAACAGAAGUGGCACCACAUCACACUCACCUUACAAUGAUGAUGGUCAUAAGAAAUCUCGCAGUGACGACAAACUCUGCAAUUGUUCUCAGUGUGGGAAAACCUUUCCUACCAAGCAAACUUGUCAUGCGCAUAUGAGGAGGCACACUGUCGAAAAGCCUUUUUCCUGCUCAGUUUGUGGUCAAAGAUUCUGUCACAAGAGCAAAUUAAAACGACACAUAAAAACCCACACUGGCGAAAAACCUUUUUCCUGCUCAGUUUGUGGACAAGGAUUUAGUUGCAAGAGCACCUUAAAACGACACACAAGAAACCACACUGGCGAAAAACCUUUUUCCUGCUCAGUUUGUGGUCAGAGAUUCAGUCGCAAGAGCAACUUAAAAAGACACACAAGAACCCACACUGGCGAAAAACCUUUUUCCUGCUCAGUUUGUGGUCAAAUAUUCAGUCAGAAGAGCAACUUAAAACGACACACAAGAACCCACACUGGCGAAAACCCUUUUUCCUGCUCAGUUUGUGGAAAAGGAUUUAGUUGCGAGACCACCUUAAAACGACACACAAGAACCCACACUGGCGAAAAACCUUUUUCCUGCUCAGUUUGUGGUCAAACAUUCAGUCGCAAGAGCAGCUUAAAACAACACAUAAGAACCCACACUGGUGAUAAACCUUUUUCCUGCUCAGUUUGUGGUCAAAGAUUCAGUCACAAGAGCAACUUAAAACAACACAUAAGAACCCACACUGGCGAAAAACCUUUUUCUUGCUCAGUUUGUGAUCAAAGAUUCAGUCACAAGAGCACCUUAAAAAAACACACAAGAACCCACACUGGCGAAAAACCUUUUUCCUGCUCAGUUUGUGGUCAAAGAUUUGCUCAAAUGCAAUACUUAAAAGAACACACAAGAACUCACACUGGCGAAAAACCUUUUUCCUGCUCGGUUUGUGGUCAAAGAUUCGCUUGGAAGGAUCAGAUGAAGAGACACGUGUGUGUUGCUGUGAGAAGCAGUGGCCAAUGACUGUUUUGCCUGUAAUCCAUGCUGGCCUAAUCAACUUUUGCACGCAAGUUAGGUUAGGGUUGGAGGUUACAUUCAUAUUCGUGGUACACGUUAUUUUUGUGAUUGCAUUUUUGUUUGGACUUUGCCAUUUUGUGUUUUACCUUUUCUGGCCAUCAACGUCUUUCCCUUGGUUCUCUCGCCGACUGGCAUUGCUUAUAUCAUAAUCUCCCAUUUAAACUACUCUUUUCACAUUUAAUAUUUGAAAAUGCCGUCCCCAAAUUCCAAAAAUUGAAAAUCAUUCAUAAAUAUUGUCAUUAAAUAAAUAUGGACAUUUAGAAUACAUUGUUCAAUAUUGCAAAAAUAAUUAUUAAAAAAAAAUACUGGCUCACAAAUGAGUUUUUUGUGUGGGGGUUAAUGUGAAUAUAUAUAUUUUUUCAAUGUAAUGUAAAUAUAUAUAUAUUUUUCCAAUUACUAUAACUACUCGUGAUUGACAGAGUAUGAGGGCCAAAAAAAGAAAAAUGAAGAACAAGAAAAAAGGACUAUGACAGUAAAGUCGUGUUCUUACAAUAAAAACUGUUUUUUUUUUCCUUGUAGCAAGUCAAGUUUUGGUAUAUCAUUUUUGUUAAAAAUAAAAAUCUAAAUAAAUAAAACACGGAAUCAUUUCUGUGUUUAACUU